Molecule: messenger RNA, 6561 nt
Organism: Dicentrarchus labrax (European seabass)
Lineage: Eukaryota; Metazoa; Chordata; Actinopteri; Moronidae
Product: RING finger protein 145
Exons: 12
Coding region: 556-2856 (766 amino acids)
Cellular component (GO): endoplasmic reticulum; endomembrane system
Molecular function (GO): zinc ion binding; ubiquitin protein ligase activity
Source: RefSeq, a predicted model, not a curated record
GUGCCUGUGUUUCAGUGAGCGAGUUAUUGUUUAAAUACACCCAUUUUAGGGUAGGUCCAACCACACCGUGCCCUGUAGCUGUUAAUGGAGUACGACAGAUAAAAAUACAGAGUUAGACGGCCGCGUUAUAUAAGCUCGUAUUCUGCGAAGUGAUCUCUCUCUCUCUGGCCAGUGAUAGUCGUGGUGAAUUCAGUUAACGUUAUGUAAGUUAUCUGGGUCCUGUCCCGGGCUGCAGGGAUAUUAAUGGAUGGAAACUCCUGGAUUGGCAUCUUUUUUUCUUCCGGUUUUUGUUUUUUGAAGUAGUCUGGAGGAUUAUAGAGAGAUUGGGAAACUUGUCUUUUAAGUCACAUGAGAAGCUUGAGGUGGUGUGAUCAAACUUUAUUCUGCGACUAAGAAUAGUUUCAAUCUGCUAGUGAGGUUUUCGACACAAACGCUGAGACCGGGACUGGACGAGUGAAAUGGCCGUGUACCCUUAUCUACAUUCCAGUACACCCACUGUUAACAUCCCGUCUUAGUGGUCAGUUCUGCCUGCCGGUCAGAGAUUAAGCUGAGGCCAUGGCAGUGAAGGACCGCGUAGAGGCGGUGCUCAAUGUGGGUCUGCGUGUUCCCAGCAUCAUGCUACUGGAUGUCCUGUACCGCUGGGACGUCAGCUCCUUCUUCCAGAAGAUCCAGCGUUCCAGCCUCUCCAACAACCCCCUGUUUCAGUACAAAUACCUGGCACUCUACCUGCACUACGUGGGAUACAUCCUGAGCUUGGUGCUCCUGACUCUGCCUCGUCAGCACCUGGUUAAACUCUACCUGUAUGUCCUUACGGCCCUUCUGCUGUUUGCUGGUCACCAAGUCUCAAGGGAUUAUGUCCGCAGUGAACUGGAGUCUGGCUAUGAAGGACCUGUCUACCUGGAACCUCUCUCCAUGAACAGAUUCACCACUGCACUCAUAGGUCAGCUAGUGGUGUGUACGCUAUGUUCCUGUGUGAUGCAGACUAAGCGGAUUUGGCUUUUCUCUGCUCACCUCCUCCCUCUGGUGGCCAGACUGUGUCUGGUCCCACUGGAGACCAUCGUCUUCAUCAAUAAGUUCUCCAUGAUCUUCACAGGCCUGGAGGUCAUUUACUUCCUGGCUUCUAACUUGUUGGUACCAUACAACCUGGCCAAGACUGCCUACAGGGAGCUGGCUCAGGUGGUGGAAGUGUACGGGCUGCUAGCUUUGGGAAUGUCUCUAUGGAACCAGCUGGUCCUUCCAGUUCUUUUCAUGUGUUUCUGGCUACUGCUGUUUGCUUUGCAAAUUUAUUCCUACUUCAGCACCAGAGACCAGCCUACCUCAAGAGAGAGGCUCCUUUUCCUGUUUCUUACCAGCAUUGCAGAAUGUUGUAGUACACCGUACUCCCUGCUGGGUCUGGUUUUCACCGUCUCCUUCAUUGCUCUGGGAGUUCUCACACUCUGCAAGUUCUACCUUCAAGGCUACAGAGCCUUUAUGAAUGACAACACCAUGCACAGGGGGAUGACAGAAGGGAUCACCCUGCUGAUCCUCGCUGUCCAGACUGGCCUCAUCGAGCUUCAGGUCAUCCACCGAGCCUUCCUCCUCUCCAUCAUCCUCUUCAUUGUUGUUGCUUCCAUCCUGCAGUCCAUGCUGGAGAUAGCUGAUCCAAUAGUCCUGGCCCUGGGAGCUUCCAGAGACAAGAGUUUGUGGAAACACUUCAGAGCGGUGUCUCUGUGCCUCUUUCUGCUGAUCUUUCCAGCCUACAUGGCCUAUAUGAUCUGCCAGUUCUUCCACAUGGACUUCUGGCUUCUCAUCAUCAUCUCCUCCUCCAUCCUCACCUCACUGCAGGUCCUCGGUACUCUGCUGAUCUACAUUCUCUUCAUGGUGGAGGAGUUUCGUAAGGCUCCAGUAGAAAAUAUGGAUGAAGUUAUCUACUGUGUCAAUGGGACCUACAGAUUGCUAGAGUUCCUGGUUGCGGUGUGUGUGGUGUGCUAUGGCGUGUCAGAGACGGUAUUUGGGGAGUGGAGUGUGAUGGGAAGCACCAUCAUCCUGGUCCACUCAUACUAUAACGUCUGGCUCAGAGCCCAGCUGGGCUGGCAGAGCUUCCUGCUCAGGAGAGAUGCUGUAAACAAGAUCAAAAGCCUCCCCACGGCUAGCAACACACAGCUGGAACAGUACAACGACAUCUGUGCUAUCUGCUACCAGGACAUGAACAGCGCUGUGAUCACUCCGUGCAGUCAUUUCUUCCACGCUGGCUGUCUGAAGAAAUGGCUUUAUGUCCAGGAGACAUGCCCCCUCUGUCACUCGCAACUCAAGAGCCAAUCACCAACCACCGCUGUCCCCAACCAAGACGCCCCUGCAGCCAAUCAAAGCCCUGCAGGGCAGGACGAAGCCACUGCCAAUAAGAAUCAGAAGGAUGGCGCACUUCCAGAUGAUGGGAAGGAGAAGGGAACAGGAGAGCAGGAGGGAGAUAAUGGACCUGUCAUGUCAGCUGGAGAAACCUCCUCCUCCUCCUCCUCCUCCUCUGGUGUACCCUCUGGUGUACCCUCUGCUCCUCAGCACCUGGUCAAGACUUCAUCAUCAUCCUCUUCUGAUCCUUCCCCACUUGUGACUGAAUCUAAGAACCAGUCGCCCUUAGAUCAUCCCUCGUCUUCUUCCUCUUCCUCUGACACAUUGGACAUGCUCCCCACCUCCUCCAUCUCCCACUCAUCCUCACAGGCACUAGCUCAGGCAGAGAUGACCCCUGCUGAACCAGAGCCUGCCCCUCAGCUAAACCCAGGCUUCCUAUUGGACAGCCAGGAGUCAUCUACUGCUCCAUCAUCGCAGCCUGUCCAGCCCACUUCCCCUUCUGAGGAACAGUGUCCUCCAUGCAGCCUCUGAGCUCCAUCGUAACACCCAGCAUACAUGCAUGCACAUAUAAACACACAAUCUAAAUAUUUCAUCUGCCAAUAUAUUCUACUGGCUAUCCAAUCAUGUCAGAAAUUCAACUCCAAAUCCCUCCAUUUUCAUUUUUAGAGAGAGGCAGAUAUUUAUCACUCAACAUAAAAAUGCAAUUUUGUUUGGCAAUUGUCUUGGAACCAUUCAUCUAACUCAGUUUCCAUGCAUUUGUUUUUGUUUUUUCAUUUGUGGGGGACAUUUUAAACUAAAUACAAAAAUGGGAAAGCAGUAAUCUCAUCUCACAAAUAAUUGGUAGUUAAACAAUAUGUCCACAAAAUGUGAAAUCCUGAAUGAAACUGAAGUACUACAUCACUAAUGUUUGCUGUUUCCUGGGUUUUUAUAUUAGACAUAUAGUGACAUUACUAAAAUCAUACUUAUUUCCUUCUCAUUUCAGUCCCAGACAUUUCAUGUGAUGGCUGCUCCCAUCCUGCCUUUUGUUUUGUGCGACGUCACUCUCAUUCCUAUACAUUUCACAGUAUUUGGGUUUUCUCUGUUGUCCUGUAUGUGCCAUGAUGCAUGGAGGAAUGGGUCUGAGGUUUAGAGAGCCUUGAUAGACUAGCGAUAACUGAUGGUUGCAUUUUAAACUGUGACAAAGUCUUAUCAUUUGAUGAAGGCCACAAAUUUCUCCCAUCGGUUUUAAAAAAAUCAUCGGUUUUUGGUUUUUGCUGUUGGAUGACAGUAGUUAGGUGUAUUGGUGAAUACACUAAGCAUUAAUAGAGACUGAAUGUUGCUUCUUGAGGCCAUCACAUGACCUGAAGCCUGGUGCUAAGCAGAGGAUACAUGGUGUGGUCUAGUUAAGUGUUCACAUGGAAUAACUAAUUCAUUUCAUGGGUCAAGUUUUCUCUAUUAUCCUGCUUCAGCAUUUGAAUCAAACUUGUUUGGCUGGUCCCAGCAAAAACAGUUCUACUCCUCAUCGCCAAACUUUUGUAUUACUGUUAAAAAGAUGUUAUUUUUAAGAUCAUUUUUACAUUACUACUUUAUUGGACAGCACACAGUGCAGAUGGACUGAAAGCAAGGAAGAGAAAGAAGAAGGUAGAUAAGAUGCAACAGAGGCCACAGUUGGUAUUUUAACCUUUAGCCGGUUCGGAGCCCAGAUUUGUCGUUGUUUGCUUUAGUCCAUUCACGUAGCUCAUCUGCGCUCAUCAUCCCGAGUUCAGCUGAUUCACAAACGCAUUCAACCAGUCCCAUUCAACCAGUCCAUCCCAACUCCUGAGUUUGCCAUUGAGUCAGCACUUGUUGACUCUUUCAUGGCAGGAGCCAAUCACCUGGCUCCAUCCAGCUACUAAUAAACCAGUCACAUCAAAGCACCCAUUGUUUUGUAAGACCAUCGUUAUCCUCCUGUUGCUCAGUCGCUUCACUUAAUGAAACGUUACAACCAGCAAAUUGAGCCACGUUGUUUUUUUGUUUUUUUCCCCACACACGCUAGUGCGCACACACUGUCUGGUCCCGUGCUUGGGCACGGUGAAGAAGUGUGUUGAAAAGUCUGAAGGUUUAAUUGAAAGACUUGACAAUGCCUGAGUCCUGAUGCACGCUUGUAUGUAGAGCUUGCACGCUGCCACUGUUACCAUAGCAUUUAUUUGUCCCCAGUGUGCUCCAACUUUGCUACAAAUGUUGUUUUUUUACUUUUUUUUUUUUUCUUUUUCUUUUCUUGAUUGUGUUGCAUUUGCACUAAUGUCAUUUAUACUAGCAACGCUCCAAAGUCGUUCUGUGGCUGUCAGCAACCAAAUACCCUCUGAUGUGUUUGUGUACGAGGAAACAGCCCAAUCUGUUUGUGUGUAAUGUAUAUAAAUGUUGCUCUGUAUGGCAUCUAUAUUAAAUCAGAGGAGUGUUGAUAUAUAAAUAAGAUCAGGGCUUGAUUUCUCCAAAGCUUCCUAGUGGUUUGAUGGUUUUGUUAAUUUACAUGCCUGUGAACAAAGAGAAACUUAUGACUGGGAAGCUUUCGGGAAACCAAGAUCUGUGAGACCAGCCAGUGUUACUGCUUCUCCAGUCUGUAUGACGCGUCCUCAAGCUAGUGUGAUCACUCCAGUGCCCUCUACUGUUAGGAGUGGGAUCAGCAUGGCGCUGACGGACAGGAGAUGCACUAGUUAACCCUCAAAAGUAUUACUUACUACCACUAUUACUAAAGGUCUUAUUACUAUGAAUGACUUUAUUGUUGACAUUGGAAAGCGUUGGCUGCAGGGCUGAGAAUGAAUACAUAAUCAAUGUAGGAUCAAACCUGGCCAACGCUCUUUAACAAUUUUGUUUUUUUGGGGUUUUUUUAAGAAAUGAAAUGUCUAGUUUGAUGUAUUUUGCACAUGUUCCUCUGAAAGGUGAACAUAAGGACUUUCUGUAUUCUUGAACGACUUCUCAUAAUAUCAGCUCCAUUCCUUCGACUUUGAUUUCAAACAACGCACUUGAAUCGGUUACAACAUUUUAAUUAACAGCUUCAUACACACUCAGUUUUCAUUGUGGAGCAAUUGAACUGAGAGAUCACCUGCACGAUACAAUGUCACAUGCUCUACAAGGUGAUAGCUGUCAUUGGCAACUGUAUGUGAAUUAGCAUUGCUGUAUUAAAUGAUAAAUAAGUGGCAGAGAAGCCUGCCAGCUGUUGAUUCCAGAUGUAUUUGCUCUGUUUAUGCUCCAUGUUGGAGAAAUUGCAGUCGUUGCAGUCACUCUCCAGGCUUUGAACUGUGACAUACUCAUUCAUACUGUCUGGGACAGUUUUACGUCAAAUGUUUUACGGCAAUCUAAACUCUAUAUGUAGUAUUUGACUAUAUAACCCCUUUCAUCUAGUAACUAUAGAAAGCUUAUGGACGUUACGUAUUUUAAGCUUUUCAAUCUUGAAAUGCUUUAAUUGCAUUUCAGUGCAUCUCUGAGAUUACAGCUCUGGGAUUGACUUCACGUACAAAGCAUCAGACUGUUUAGGUUAGUCGUUGGUGAGCUAUUGUGCCAAACAAGUGCAUGAACCGUCGCUGCUCCUCACAUUGGCCAUGUCAAUUUUACAUAGCAGCCGCUCCUGUCAGGGGCUUCGGUGUGUGUUAAGAUUGUAAAACAGUAUAUUUGCCAUCAGUACAUGCACUACUCAUCUUCAUUGACUUGCUUGUAAAACAACUCUAUAAACAAACCAAUGUGCCCUUAGCGUCUCAAUAUUUACUCUGAAAUAGUUAAAUCCUACUAUUGAAGUAAGGUUUCUCUGCGAUGGAGGAAUAUGAAUACGUAUUGCUGAAGUCAAUUUCUGAUCUGAAAUCCACGUUUCUCAGACUCCGUUUAUCACAAUACUUUGCAAAAUAAUUUCUCUAUAACACUGAAAAUGUAAGCAAAUGUAGUAAUGGAAUCAAUAGCUGCCAUGGGGGCACUCUGACCACAUGUUUAUCAUCUGGAUUCAUUUUUAAUGAGCAGUUUGGAAAGGAACACAGCACUGUUGUCUGAUACGAUUGCCUCUAACACUUUUUUAGUUGACAGUUUGUUUUGUUUAGUUUUUAUUUAGUCUGAUUAGUUUUUCCACACACAGACACGUUUAGAACCUCUGUUAAACCUGACUCUGAAUGCCAGCUGUAUUCUGUUAAAAUGCUCCGAGGUUGGUUUUGGACUUUAUGCCUGGCAUUGCCUUGGUUAUUUUACAAAAAUUGAAUGUCAGAAAUAAAAUGAACCAUCCACUCUGGACUCAAA